AAUAGUUUCAGUCAGUCGCGUCGCGGACCUGUCACGGCUAACAUUAAAUUGUUGGUGUAUGAGUGCAUGCCAAUUUUAAAAAGGCCUCACCAUAGCGGGAUGCAGAGAGGUAGCAGUCGUUCUUACCCUCGAUGAAUAGUGGCUGAGUGGAAAAAUGGACGGCAAGGCAUAUAUACAGAGGCCAAAGAAUCCAAGGGAAGGAGCUAACCCAAUAAGUGCACUAACAUUUGGGUACAUACUACGUUUGUUCUGGGUUGGUUACCGUCGAGAUCUCGACAUUCAAGACUUGUAUGAGCCGCUGAAGGAGCACAAGAGUAAUUUACUGGGUGAAAAAAUAGCCAGGCUAUGGGAGCAGGAGUGCGAACGUGUCAACAAAAAGCAAUCAAGGAGCAAAAGUCAUCGUAACGGCAAGGACGACCGAAUUCAACCGAGCUUACUUCGUGUUUUAUUGAGAUGUUUCGGCUUCAAAUUGGUACUUUACGGAGUACUGCUGGCCGUUAUGGAAAUUUUACUCAGAUUGCUGCAGCCGAUAUUCCUUGGUCUGCUGAUCAGUUACUUCAGACAGCGAAAAGACGCAAGCGAUUUGAAUGCGAUGAUCGUCACUAACAGCAGCAGCAACGAUACGCAGCAAGGCGACGUUGGACAGUCCACAUCGGUAGCCCAGCCGAUAUUCCUCGCCGAAAUGUUAAAAUAUUUUAACAAAAGCAACGAAGAAUCGAUCGUGAGCCGAAACGAAGCCUACUUAUACGCCGGCGGAGUAGUGCUGUGCUCAGCCCUCAAUGUCCUUGUCAUCCACCCAUUCAUGAUGGCAAUUCUUCACAUGGGAAUGAAAAUGCGUGUAGCCUGUUGUACUCUUAUCUACCGGAAGUCACUGAAACUCUCGCGAACCGCCUUGGGUGAAACGACCAUCGGCCAAGCGGUGAAUCUACUAUCGAAUGACGUCAAUCGUUUCGAUGUGGCGUUGAUCUUUUUGCACUACCUGUGGAUCGGCCCACUCGAGACUAUCAUUGUCAUGUACGUGAUGUACCAGAAAGUUCAAGAAUCAGCGAUAAUUGGAGUAGCAACGCUGCUCAUGUUCAUUCCGCUACAAGGGUUCCUCGGCAAGAAAUCGUCGUCAUUGAGAUUGAAAACGGCUAUUAGAACAGACGAGAGAGUGAGGUUGACGAACGAGAUUAUUUCCGGUAUACAAGCCAUCAAAAUGUAUACCUGGGAGAAACCAUUCAGUGCCCUUAUCGCCCAAGCAAGAGCAAAUGAGAUCAAAGUCAUUCGUGGCAUGUCGUAUAUUCGUGGUGCUAUCAUGUCUUUUAUUAUCUUCUCCACGAGACUUUCGUUGUUUAUCACCAUUGUUGCUUAUGUACUACUUGGCAACAACAUUACCACCGACUUGGUUUUCAUGCUCACUGCUUACUACAAUAUCCUCAGGACAAAUAUGACUGUCUUUUUCCCACAAGGUAUAACGCAAGUAGCUGAAGUGAUGGUAUCAAUACGUCGUUUACAACGAUUCAUGAUGUACGACGAGGUAUCGACACGCGAAGAUCGCAGUCUUAUUUAUCGUAAGCCACGUGCCGAUGACGAUAAGAAAAAGAACAUAAAGGGCAAAGCAGCCUCGGAGAAUGGGAAAUCGGGUAAUUUGGUAGUGGAAUUUGACCACGAAAACGAGGGUAUGAUCAAGUUGGAGCACGCAUCAGCGAAAUGGUUGGCAUUUGAAAAGGACGAUACUUUACAUGACAUCAAUCUCGAAGUUAAACCUGGUGAAUUGAUUGCUGUUGUCGGCUCAGUUGGUGCUGGCAAAUCAAGUUUGCUAAACGUGAUUCUCAAGGAGCUGCCGCUCACCUCGGGAUCUAUCACGGUCAAUGGCCACAUCGCGUACGCAAGUCAAGAACCUUGGCUGUUUGCCGGCUCGGUUAGGCAGAACAUUCUGUUUGGCCGAGAAAUGGACCAACACAAGUAUGAGCAGGUGGUCAAAGUGUGCCAACUGAAAAGGGAUUUUAGAUUACUGCCGUAUGGUGAUAAGACCAUUGUCGGUGAGCGGGGAAUCAGUCUGUCUGGUGGACAGCGAGCCAGAAUCAAUUUGGCGCGUGCUGUCUAUUCGGACAACCCGAUUUACAUAUUCGACGACCCGUUGAGCGCCGUAGAUGCUCACGUGGGUAAGCAUAUGUUUGAGGAAUGCAUUGCCAAGUACUUAAGGAAAAAAACUAGGGUGCUAGUAACACAUCAACUUCAGUACUUAAAAACCGUCGACAGAAUUAUCGUAUUGAGUGGUGGAAAAAUCAAAGCGGAAGGCAAAUUUGAUGAGUUGGUAGUCCAAGGUAUCGAUUUUGGUCGCUUGCUCGAACAACAAUUAGCCAAAGUAAAUCAAGAGGACACGGGUUCCCAACCAGUGAGUCGUAGUACAUCGCGACAGGGCAGUAUUACAUCACUAAGCUCGUUCAUGACCAACGAGAACAAUUUGUCCUUUGACGAUCCCAAAGAAGAAGAAGAAAUGCGUUCGGCUGGCAAUGUAUCUGGUGCCGUGUACAAAGGCUACUUCAGCGCCGGAGGCAAUUUGUGUGUCAUUAUCACAAUUUUCGUGUUAUGCGUACUGGCACAAUUUUUCGCAAGCGCCGGUGACUUCUUUAUCUCCGCAUGGGUCGGCAUGGAAGAUAAUUCGACCUUCAAUGACGACGGCUCGAUCAAGGAAUGGAAUGGAUUUUUAAGUCGUGAAAACUGUAUCUAUAUUUACAGUGGCAUAACGGCUUUGACAAUUCUGGUAACAUUGGUGCGUUCGUCAGCUUUCUUCGAUAUGUGUAUGCGUGCGUCCCGCAAUCUUCACGAUGCAAUGUUCGGCUCCAUCAGUCGUGCAACCAUGCGAUUCUUCAAUACAAAUACUUCCGGACGAAUUCUUAAUCGAUUCUCUAAAGACGUUGGUUCUGUGGACGAACUGUUACCGAUUGCCUUAAUAGAUUGCCUACAGAUUGGACUUACUUUAGUCGGUAUUAUAGUUGUUGUGGCCAUAUCAAAAUAUUGGCUGCUCAUACCAACUGUCGUCGUCAGUGUUAUUUUCUAUUAUUUGAGAGGUGUAUACAUUGCCACGGGUCGUAGCGUUAAACGACUGGAAGGAGUCACACGUUCACCUGUGUUUGGCCAUCUGAACGCCAGUCUUCAAGGUUUAGCAACAAUCCGUUCAUUCGAUGCCGACGAGACUCUGAUUAAUGAAUUUGAUCAGCAUCAAGAUUUGCAUUCGUCGGCCUGGUUUAUUUUUAUUGCUACCUCACGUGCCUUUGGAUUCUAUUUGGACGUAUUUUGCCUUAUCUACAUAUUCUUCGUGGUGCUGAGUUUCUUCGUAUUUAAUUUAAAUGGUGAACUACCAGAAGGUAAUUCUGUUGGUCUUGCUAUUACGCAAAGUAUUGGUCUUACUGGUAUGUUCCAAUGGGGUAUGCGACAGAGUGCAGAACUCGAAAAUCAAAUGACCUCGGUCGAACGUAUAUUAGAGUUUAGUAAUCUACCGAGUGAGCCUCCAUUAGAGAGUUUACCAGACAAGAAGCCACCCAACGACUGGCCUCAGCAAGGAAAAGUUGAAUUCAAGAAUGUCUACUUGCGAUACUCGCCUUUGGACCCUCCUGUCCUUAAAAACCUCAACUUCACCAUAAAUCCUAAGGAAAAAAUUGGUAUUGUUGGCCGUACGGGUGCUGGCAAAUCGUCUCUUAUUCAAUCGCUUUUCAGAUUGGCCGACGUGCAAGGCCGCAUCGAGAUCGACGGUAUCGAGACUGGUGGCAUUGGUUUGCACGAUUUACGUCGUCAGAUCAGUAUAAUCCCUCAAGAGCCUUUCUUAUUCUCCGGUACACUAAGGAAGAAUCUCGAUCCAUUCGAUACGCACGAGGAUUCGGUAUUGUGGCAAGCCCUAGAGGAAGUUGAAUUAAAAGAGAUGGGACUGCAAGCGCACAUCAACGAGGGUGGUAGCAACUUAAGUGUGGGACAACGACAGCUGGUCUGUCUUGCUCGCGCUAUUGUUAAGAAUAAUCCUAUUCUGGUGCUGGAUGAGGCUACGGCCAAUGUCGAUCCCAAGACGGAUGAACUCAUUCAGAAGACUAUUAGGACUAAGUUUGAGAAUUGCACCGUACUUACGAUUGCUCAUAGGCUCAAUACUGUCAUGGACAGCGAUCGGAUUAUUGUCAUGGAUGCUGGUACUUGUGUGGAAUUUGAUCAUCCAUUUGUUUUGCUACAAAAGGAAUCAGGUUAUUUGAAGAGCAUGGUCAACGAAACUGGACCAAUAAUGUCGGAAGCUCUGAUGUCUGUUGCCGAAAAUGCAUUCAAGAGUCUCGAUAUUCCUACAAUAGCCGAAAGUACAGCUCUUUAAACAACAAAAAUAUACAAACGGCUUCAUUUCUUGCGUCCGCGCGCGCCAGUAUUUUGCCAUAAAACGUAUACUCAUGACACCUUUGUGUAUAACAUAUACCCAUUAGCGUGCGCGUAUCGAUCACUUUUCAUCACAUAUUUGCGCUUAGAAUGAACACAAGUAAGUGAAUGCGCAGUAUUAAUUACCAGAAUUUUAUACAUUGUGCAUGUGUCGUUAUUUUCAAUCGUCUCUUUUUUGUUUGUUGCGUUUUAUGAAACUGAAAAAAAUAACAGCUAUUUUCGCAAAUCAACGUCUGUGUCUAUUGUCAAUUAUCAAUUUACAAUAUAUAAUUGUAAAAUGAGAAAGCGUAUAAUAUGCAUACGGCAAGGUCCGUUAAAAUGUAGAUAGACAUAUAUACGCAUAUAUAUUUUAAAAAUAUAUAUCUAUUUUUUGAAUAUCGAAUGGUGCUUUUUUGAUCAAUGUAUACGUCUCGCCAGAGAGAUUGCGAGGAUAUGAAAGCCUCACGUGCGACUUGAUUUUAGAGUAAUUUUUUUAGGAAUUAUCGGCUCGCUCCCAUGUCAUACGACAAUGUGCACAUAAGCGCCUUAUACGACGACGAGACUUAAUCUAAGUUUGAUACUUAAAAACUAAUUACCAUUGUGAUUCAACAGAGAAGAGAAACGUUCCUAAUCGUUAAACUUGGUGCUUACAUACUCUCGGUCUUGUUAACUACUUUGAACUCUUAAACAACUUGUAACUGCGUGUUCAAAUGUUACUUUUUUAUUGGCGGCGGUAAUUAUUGUUAUCAUUAUCCUCAUUGUAUCGAUUGUGUUGUAAUUGUAACUAUAGAUCGAUUGUUAUUUUGCUAUUAUUAUUAGUUAUUUUAUUAUUGUAUGUAUGGAAAUAUCGACUAUUCACACGCACAUGGGAAUGAGUUUGAAAUACAAGUGCCUGUACAGGAAAUCAUGAAUCAUAAAUACAAAUUACUAUUUAUAUACUGAAUUGAAUGUUAGUUAAUUGUUGUGAACAAUAAGCCCAGUUUUUCUUAUUAUACUAUGUAUAAAGAUAUUUUGUAACGAACAUACACAAAAUUCGUUUAU
Molecule: messenger RNA, 5415 nt
Organism: Phymastichus coffea
Lineage: Eukaryota; Metazoa; Arthropoda; Insecta; Hymenoptera; Eulophidae
Product: probable multidrug resistance-associated protein lethal(2)03659
Exons: 14
Coding region: 155-4336 (1393 amino acids)
Biological process (GO): transmembrane transport
Cellular component (GO): membrane
Molecular function (GO): ABC-type transporter activity; ATP binding; ATP hydrolysis activity
Source: RefSeq, a predicted model, not a curated record